Armigeres subalbatus is the source of this 1389-nucleotide messenger RNA. RefSeq lists its product as uncharacterized. Lineage: Eukaryota; Metazoa; Arthropoda; Insecta; Diptera; Culicidae. The transcript has 5 exons. Bases 1 to 1389 code for a protein of 462 amino acids. The record is from RefSeq and is a predicted model, not a curated record.
AUGCCUGGACCUACACCCGGAGCAGCAGCUCUUGCAGCGAGUUCGACUGGGGAUCAGCCGUUCAAGGAAACUAUCCUACAGCUGCUUAGCAAUCAACACUCGUUGAUGACCCGGAUGGCAGAACAAAUGCGAAGCAAUAUCACGGAAUUCGCUUACGAUUUGGAAAAGGGAUCCUCUUUCGACGCCUGGUUCUCCAGAUAUGCGGACCUCUUCGAGAAGGAUGCUUCCAAAUUAGACGACGACGCAAAGUACGACUGCUGCUUCACGGCGAAAGACGAAAACGAAGAUUUUAUCUCCUACUCCUGCAAAGUCAACCGAGCUUGUGUUGACUUCAAGCUGCAGGAGCUCAAAGAAGACCAAUUCAAGUGCCUUAUUUUCGUGUGUGGUUUACGCUCACCCAAGGAUGCUGACAUACGAAUGCGCCUGCUUUCGAAGAUCAACGAAACGCAGGAUAUCACCCUGGAAAAAGUAGUGGAGGAGUGCAAAAGUUUGAUAAACUUGAAGAAAGACACCGUUCUUAUCGGUAGUAAAUCUUCCCCCACCGCCGGAGCUGCUGCAACACAUGCUGUUCGAGCGAAUUCUCCUAAUGGCAACCGCCAUAAGAAAGAAAAGUUUGGUGGCAAGAAAUCCGACACGCCUAAAACACCGUGUUGGUCAUGCGGCGGCAUGCAUUUUUCCAGUCAGUGCACUUUCAAGAACCAUAGGUGCCAUGAAUGUGGUCGGACCGGCCAUAAGGACGGCUACUGUUCCUGUUUCGCAUCCAAAUCUGGCUCCAGAAGGAAGCAGCAAAAUAAUAAGAAGUACGCAUCAAAGAUUGUGACAGUCAAGAAUGUUAAUCGCAGCCGGCGAUAUGUGGAGACGGCUAUCAACGGAGUUCCAGUUGAACUGCAGCUGGACUCGGGCUCCGACAUAACCAUCAUUUCGAAACAAAAUUGGAUCAAUGUUGGAGCACCUCAAACAUCUCCACCGAACUGCAAAGUUCAAACAGCUUCCGGACAAAAGUUGGGUAUCGCAGCCAUGUUUCGAGCAUCGUAUACCAUCAACGGAACUCAAAAGGAAGGCUCAGACCUCAUGGAUGAGUUUGGGCUCUGGGACGUUCCAUUCUCAUCGUUUUGUAAGCUGGUCAACAGUCCACAACCAGAUCAGCAGGUGCUCGAACUGAAAGAAGUUUCCCGACGUGUUUACCAACCCCGGACGCUCAGCCGAUAUUCAAACCCAAGCGGCCAGUAUCCGUACAACAUGGAGGCCAUCGUUGAGGACGAGUUGAAGCGACUGGAAGACUCAGGCAUCAUCACACCGGUAACCUAUGCAGAUUGGGCGGCUCAAUUGUUGUGGUCCGCAAACCGGAUCGAUCCGUUCGCAUUUGUGCGGAUUUUUCCACCGGAUUGA